AUGGUAAUUAAGGAACGAUGGGAGGUGUUGGAUGCAAUUGGAAAAGGAUCGUUUGGAAAGAUCUUUCGCGGCUACGACAUUCAAAUGGGAUGGCCGGUGGCGAUUAAGACGGAGAAGGUUGACUGCUCCUUGCCUCAGCUUGAACCAGAGACGUAUAUCCUGCGAGCUUUGCAGGGCGGACAGCACAUUGCGAAAUUUUUAGGGUGCGGGAACAUAGGAAACGUGAAUUUUUUGGUCAUGCAGCAUCUGGGUCAAAGUUUGCACACGCUGAGGUAUUUCAUGCCUAGAAGAAGGUUCACUCGAUCCACCACACUGAGGUUGGGCAUUCAAAUGCUGGAGGCCGUGCAAAUGAUGCACGACCACGGUUUCCUACAUCGAGAUAUUAAACCGGCUAACUUCGUCCUGGGAAGCGCUGAGGACCGAUUGCACAGACUUGUGUAUAUCAUAGAUUUUGGACUUAGUCGUGCCUACGCAGACCUGACCAGUAGUAGGUUGCGGCGACCAAGGCAAUACUGCAGAUUCAAGGGAACGAUACGUUAUGCGUCCGUCGGCAGCCUUCAUUUCGAAGACACCAGUCGUCGCGACGAUCUUUGGUCGCUCUUCUAUGUGAUGCUCGAGAUGCUCGUGGCGCGGCUUCCAUGGCACAGUGAAAAUCAGAUCAUAAAGAUUGUCGCGAUGAAGAAAACUACGGAUUAUGAAUAUUUGCUUGGAGAAAACCAGCCUGAAAUGCUACACUUUCUUAAUCACCUACAAAGCCUGAACUAUUAUGCAAGACCGGAUUAUGAUAUGUUAUAUUCCAUAUUCACUGACGGUCUUCGUGCAGAUAAUGUGCACAAAGAUGAUCCAUUUGACUGGGAGAUUUAUCACAACUGA
Soboliphyme baturini is the source of this 873-nucleotide messenger RNA. Lineage: Eukaryota; Metazoa; Nematoda; Enoplea; Dioctophymatida; Soboliphymatidae. The record is from the annotation of a GenBank genome assembly.